Salmo salar (Atlantic salmon) is the source of this 404-nucleotide messenger RNA. The record is from RefSeq and is a predicted model, not a curated record. Lineage: Eukaryota; Metazoa; Chordata; Actinopteri; Salmoniformes; Salmonidae.
AUGGAGCAGCAUUGUCAGGAGGGAUGGAGAAAAUUUGACUCGAGGUUGUACCUCCUCUCUACUGAGAAGAAAACCUGGAAGGAGAGCAGAGAGGACUGUCUGGAGAGAGGAGCAGACCUGGUGAUCAUAAACAGCAGAGAGGAACAGACAUUUCUCUUCAACCUCCACAUGAGAGCCUGGAUUGGUCUGACUGACUCUGUUACUGAGGGGACCUGGAAGUGGGUGGACGGCACAACACUGACCACAGGGCACUGGGGGAGAGGACAGCCUGAUAAUGGUGGUCUGUUCUCUGGGCAGCAGGACUGUGUUGAGAUAUACUAUAGACAAGAUGACCCUGUACAGACAUGGAAUGAUGACAAAUGUGGGACAAAUCAUAACUGGAUCUGUGAGAAAGUGGUGUAACA